Messenger RNA from Pelobates cultripes (western spadefoot toad), 3345 nucleotides. The record is from the annotation of a GenBank genome assembly. NCBI's taxonomy places the organism in Eukaryota, Metazoa, Chordata, Amphibia, Anura, Pelobatidae.
AUUCCUUUCCGUCGCCAAGUUGUGAAGUGUCCGAGUUGAGGACCGUUUUGGCCAUGGUGACGCAGGAGCCCCCGCGGUGCUGCGGCUAUUUCAGUGUCCGCUCGGUGGUGCUGGGAGUGGCCAUUUACUAUGUGUUCGUCAGCCUGAAGUCGCUGGUGCUGCAGACCGUGGCCGUGGUGAAAUGCGGCGGAGUGUGUCCGGGCCCCUGGGGCUCCCCGGGGCCCAUCGCCGUCAUGUACUCCCUGGGCCUGGUGCUGCUCUUCCUCAGCCUGUCCCUGCUGUUCGGGGUGCUCCGCCGCCGGCCCGGCCUCCUCCUGCCAUUCCUGGCCUUCCAGAUCAUCGAGCUGCUCUGCUCCCUCAUGCUGAUCUGCGGCCUGUUCGUGCGCUUCCCGUCCGAGCUGCGCAUGGUCAACUACCUGGCCGGCAUGGAGGAGCAGGACAAGAACAUGGAGGCCGGGGCCUCGGUGCUCUUCGUGGUGCUGGCCCUGCUCUUCGUGCUGCUCAAGGUCUACCUGAUCCGCUGCGUGCUCACCUACUACCGCUUCCUGCUCACCCGGGCCCUGCUGCCGCAGAACGACCAGGGAGACCUGGCCCUCAUCGUGGUCCCCGGCCCCGAGAAGAACCCGCUCCUCCUGCCUUCCUAUGAAGAGGCCAUCAGCAUGCCGGCCAAGGACAGCCCUCCCCCUCCAUACAGCCAGCUGGCUAGUGCAGAGCCCGGCAAGGAGUCCGCAUGAAGGAGCACCGCCUGGGUGACAAGCCGUGCACAGUGUCACAUGUACCCCCAUAUAGCAUGUUAUGGGCACAGCCCUGGGAUACUAGGACUCCAUGGGGGGCUGGAGCCACACCACUGACUAUAAAUGCCAUCCUUAACUUGGUUUGGGACAUGGCAUUCCAUCCUGGAACCUUACUUGGGGUUUUGUCUUCUUCUCUGUCAACUUCUUCUUACGUGUUCUAUUUCCCAUUAAAUUCCAUGUUCCUGACAGAAUACUAUCUUUAUGGGGUGUAGCACUGACUUUGUGGUUUAGUGGCACAUUUUACCCAAGUAGACAAAGUGAGUCUAAUCCGUUGUACACCUUUUUGCAUAGCUAUAUAUCCUGGAUCAGCAUCUGUGCUUUGGUGGAUAAAAAAUGUGAAGCGUAGAAAUGACUGACGCUUGUUAAUGAACCUGGAAGAUGGUUGUUUUCAUUCUCUUCCCAUAACUGUUAGUCAUAAGAAGUAAUGGGUAGUCAUAAGAAGUAAUGGGUGCAAUCACGUGAAUGCCACAGUUGCUCAACCGACUAACUGUAGCGAAUUAAGACUUGGUAUAGUAGUGUGAGCCUAAAAUCUAUUUUGUUGUGAUACUUAGAAUAUAUAGACAGACCAUAAGAAAUACUUGUAUAGACUAUUGUUCAAUAGUGCCAAUACAUACGUUUGUAUCCCAUCCCGAUAUGAACUGCCGGUAGUUGUGCUCCAAAAAAGAAUGCUGUGCUACUUACCGGUAUGUAGCCUUAUUAGAAAUAAUUUGGGGAAUGAUUUAUCUUACGAUCAUCCAGUUGUGUCCUAUGAUUUAUCAGCAUUUGUAUGACUGUGCUAUGUUAAGUCUGUGUAGCAGCAGUCCAAGUGUGCUGUAUUUUAUAAACUAUAUUUACAUGCUUUUUGCUAGUAAUGCCCACAUGCUGCUUGCAAAGUUUCUUAAUCUCUGCUUGAAGUUGGACAAUACUAGAACUGGUAUUUUAAAUGGUUCAGUGUUUUCCAGCAUGACAUCUGUUCUAAAGAUCAUUUUGGAUUAAAACCUUCAAUUGACAUGUUUUACAUUGGAUAAUGAGCUUUUACUGUAAGGACAUAGUCUACACGUUUUUAAUACUGCUGAAUUGUCUAGCUUAAAUUUGACAUUUCUAGCUCUUCAAUAACUUGGUCGACAUUACUCCUUAAAAUCAGUGUUAAUGACAUAUAAACUAUAAUUUUCCAUUACUCUUCUUGGUAUGUAAACUGCUUUACACCAAAGAAAUUCUUUCCUAUAACUAUAGUACUGAAUUUAAGCUUUCUAUUCAUUUAGAUAUAUCUUGUUUGACUCAUCAAGAAAGGGAAUCAAUGUACUAAAUAAACACUGCUUCUUCUAGAGCUCUGUAUUGAUUUUAGUUAUGACUAUUUGUAUGUCUAAUGUAGUCCUGCUUAGAACAUUUAUUUACCUUUUCAAUGUGUUAAUGGUGAUUUUUCCUACUUACCGGUGGAUUCUGAAGCUGUGUAGCACUAAUAAUCCAAUGUAAGGUGGCAGAUACAAAUGGCUUUCCUUUAUGUAGUUAAAUGGGGCCGAUCAUUUUGCCCAAUGUUAUUUUAAAAAACAUUCCAAGCAUUAAAUUUACUAGAUUGUGUUGUAGUGGUUAUGGUGCCACCCCACUGUAAAUGGCAAAACCAUUUAAAAACUUUUUAAAAUUAUUUAUUGGAAUUUUAUUUCUUACAUGGGAACUACCAUGCUCAAUUACCCUACCUCAGCCUGAAGCUAAUCACACUCAGCCAGGUCACUCUAGUUUUAACCAUGCAGCUGAAAACAUAGCCGUUUCAGAGAAACGGCUAUGUUUUACUGACGGUUAAUCCACAUCUAGUGGCUGUCUCACUGACCGCUGCUAGAGGCACUUCCGUGAUUCUCUGAAAAUCAGUGAGAAGAUGCUGGGCGUCCAUAGGAAGGCAUUGAGGAAUGCUUUCCUAUGGGCGGUUUGAAUGCGGGUGCAGCUCUUAACGCACAUUUGGAUCUGACAUCGACAGGAGGAGGAGAGGUCACUAGCGCAGAGGGAGCCCGGCGCAGAAGGAUGGGAAGUGGCUGGUGGGGUGGGACCUAUAAUGACCCUAUUGUGCCAGGAAAACAAGUGUUUUCCUGGCACUAUGGUGGUCAUUUAAAUGAGCCGAAGUGAUCUGGGUGCCUAUUGUGUUCCUUUAAAGGGACGCUAGAAGAAUCCAGACCACGUUAUCUCCAAGAAGUCUUGUGGCCAGGUCCUUGUAGUUUUAGCCUUGCAACUGAAAACAUUGUUCUGCAGCAAUGUUAGAGGGACCCUGUAGUGUAACUGUAGUCACCAUAACCAUUUCAUCUCUUUGAAUUAGUUAUGGUGCCUGGAGUUCCCAGACACUGGCUUUCCAUUCAGUAUUAAAGGACCACUAUAGUGCCAGGAAAACAUACUCCUUUUCCUGGCACUAUAGUACCCUCAGGCUCCCCCUCCCGCUGGGUUCUGGGGAGAGGAAGGGGUUAAAAUCUUACCUACCUUCCAGCGCCAAGACGGGGAGCUUUCCUCGUCCUCUCCUUCUUCCUAGCGACGUCAUCGGCUGAAUGCGCAUGUGCAUUUCCUAUGGACGCUGAUUUUCACAGUGAGAAGC